CGGCGCGCAUGCGCAGGAGGAGAAACUCUGCCCGGGCUCUCCGGCUUCUCCGAGCUGCGCGACACGGAACUCUUCGGGGGAUGUUUCAGUGCUGGGCUAGGCUGCAGCCUUGGCGGCUGGGAGGCUACUCCACCCUCUGGGGGAGGAGCCUGGCUGGCAGUCCCCGCCCACCGUCCCGCUAUCUAAGUCCCCUUGCUGCUUCUGGCCGCCACCCAGCCUGGCGGUCUUCUCCGUUCUGGAGGGUGGACGACUUCCGCCUCUCGGUUCCCGCCGGCCAGCCUGCUUUGACCCUCUGGAGACCCUCCUCCCAAGGCUCCUCUGAGCCCCCCCGACCGGAGCCCCAAUAUCCUCUGAGGACCCGCCUGCUGGUGGUCUCCAUCGUGACUCUUCAGCUGGUGCUGGCGUGGCUGUAUUUCCGGUCGGAGAAGGAGAAACUGGACAAGCAGAAACGCAUCGAGGAGUUGAGGAAAGUGGCGAUCGGGCAAGGCAAUUUCCAGCUGGUGGACCACACGGGGCGUCCUUGCUCCAAGGAGGACCUCAAAGGCAGCUGGAUCCUUCUCUACUUCGGCUUUACUCACUGCCCAGAUAUCUGUCCGGAAGAGCUGGAGAAGAUGAGUCGAGUGGUGAACAUGUUGGACGCCGACCCCAAACUGCCCCGUCUCCAGCCCGUCUUCAUCACCGUGGACCCCGAGCGGGAUACGGUGGAGGCCGUGGCCAAGUACGUGAAGGAGUUCCAUCCACGGCUGCGGGGGCUGACCGGCACACCGGAACAGGUGCAGAAGGCCGGCCGGUCUUACCGCGUCUACUAUAGCACCGGCCCCAAAGACGAGGACAAUGAUUAUCUGGUAGACCACACGGUCAUUCUGUACCUCCUCAGCCCGGACGGGCUGUUCUUGGACUACUACAACCGGUACAAGACGGACGUGAAGAUUGCGGAGAGCAUCCGGGGACACAUGGCCACUUACAAGACUCUCCUCGCCUGAGCCGGAGGGGGGGGGGGAAGCG
Pantherophis guttatus is the source of this 1005-nucleotide messenger RNA. It is a transcript of the gene SCO2, whose product is annotated as synthesis of cytochrome C oxidase 2. The record is from RefSeq and is a predicted model, not a curated record. Gene Ontology annotation, biological process: mitochondrial respiratory chain complex IV assembly. Lineage: Eukaryota; Metazoa; Chordata; Lepidosauria; Squamata; Colubridae.